Molecule: messenger RNA, 2077 nt
Organism: Rhincodon typus (whale shark)
Lineage: Eukaryota; Metazoa; Chordata; Chondrichthyes; Orectolobiformes; Rhincodontidae
Gene: srfbp1
Product: serum response factor binding protein 1
Exons: 4
Coding region: 114-1019 (301 amino acids)
Biological process (GO): maturation of SSU-rRNA
Cellular component (GO): nucleus; 90S preribosome
Source: RefSeq, a predicted model, not a curated record
AUUCCACAGUUACUGAGCGAGCAGUAGCACGAAUUGCUUCACAUCCACUCGUGAGCAGAAAAGUUGCAGCUAUUAAAGCUGCCGUAACUUCAUUCAAAGAAACAAGACAAAAAAUGAAAAGACAGAAGUUGAGCAGUCUGCCUAAUUUGCAAACAGAGCCUUUGAAACAGGCAAGUCCAGAAGAAGCUAAACUUGAUGAAACGAAUGAGAUAAAAGAGGAUAGUAAUGCUGGUGAGAGAAUCAAGAACGUAGUUUCCAAACCAGUGAGGGCAACUGUUAAAACAACAGACACUGAAGCUCUGCAUAAAGACACAACCUCUGAAACUCAAGCUGCAGAAAUAACAUUGACUGAUCAAGAUAUUGAAGACAGUAAGUUAACCCUAUCAAAAACACAAGGCAAAAUAAAAACCUCCAUUAAGUCAGAGAAUACAAAAGCUGUUGAAGUAGAUGACAGUGAUCUGGAUGUACCCAGUGAUGUGGAUGCAUCCAGUGAAGAUGAGAAGUAUUUUGACGACAGCACAGAGGAGAGGUUUUACAAUCAGACAUCUAGUGAUGACAGUGGGGAUGAUGAUUUCUUUAUUGGAAAGAUGAAAAGAAUAAACAAAAAGAAGCAAGAACUUAAUCCAACUUUGGAAGCCAAUGCUGUGAAAGAAGAUGAAGAAAUCAUGCCAAGUUUUGUGAAGAAAGGGAUGAUUGAUCCCUUGGGUUGUGAUGGAAAGCAGAACAACAGCCCAAAAACAACAUUUGGUUCUUUGUUUUGUAAUAACUUGUCUGAUGCAAAGAUUUCAAAACCGAAGAGCAACUUCCAAGGAAAUGUCAAGAAAAAGCAAACAGAUGUUACACAAAGGAAGUCCCAAAACAAAAGCUUGCCCUUUCGUGGGAGAUCACGUGGGAGGUCUGAUGUUGUCAUUCCAAAGCCACAGCAACCACUCCAUCCAUCUUGGGAAGCAAGCAGAAGGCGGAAAGAACAGUCCCAGAUCAUUGCAUUCCAGGGGAAAAAGAUCAAAUUUGAUGAUUAGUUUCUUUUGAAAAACAUUGUAUUGCAUACUUUUGUAUUCACAACAGUUCCACUUAAUGACAUUUUUCACAAAGAUAUGAAACAUCUGUCCUGUGUUUUUAUACCAAGAAGAAUUGUACAGUUUGUUUUAAUGCAGUUUAUUUAUCAUAGUUUCCAGAACUUUUGAAGUGCACUUCCUGGAAGGCAACAAUUUAAAAUUCAUUUUGAAAAAUAGUGCAAAAUUUGUUAAGUAUUAAGUACAUGAUGUGGGAAAUUCUGUGUAUGUACAAUUUUCAGGUGAGGAUUUUUUUCCAGUAUGGAAAUAUAGAAAAUAUUGAAGACUGCAGUAGAACUGCAGUAUAACUAGUAAUGAUAAUUCAGUAAACAUUCUCAUUAGAUUUUGGUAAUUUAAUGUUAUGGUGGUCACUGUAUUGUCACAACUGUAGGAACAAAACCUCAUCUUAAUUACCUACUUCACCUUUUGCAGUUUGUUCCUACAACAGGAAGAUCUUUUAAUAUUCAAAAUUUAAAGGCACCUUUUUUAGUUAAGCUUUCAGUGAUUAAUGUCAGCAAGGGAACUCGACUAUGCAAACUCAACCAUGUUACAUGGAGCUCUCUGAAUAGAUUCUGCCAAUAAAUGAUCAUUUUGUUAUAAACAUUUUACUGGAUUGCUCAGCAAGAUUAGUAGUUGAUUAUCAACCAAAAACAAAAGUCAUGAAUGCUGUCCUGAAAACUUUCUGUCGAGAAUUACUCGUUUCCAAAUGCUGAUUAACCCUUAUGCUGACAACAGUUCCAAAGAAUUUUCGAUUCCUUGUGUCUUGCGAUGAACUAAAAUGGGCAGAAUAGUAAUUUAUAAAUUCUUGCAUAGUACCUAUAAUCUGGAAGUUAAUUGCUGUUCACUGCAUGACACCACAAUAAUGUAACUUAGAAUACAUAUGCUUCCAAGAUUCUGUUGUUAAAUGUGCAUUUCAACCAUGGCCAGAGAAUCUUGUGUUUUGGUUCACAAUUCUGAGAUGUUGCUGCCCUAUAACAUUUCUGAUAACGUGGAAUUCUGAAUAAAAAAUGCAUCUCCUGCAUGCA